Molecule: messenger RNA, 2314 nt
Organism: Anguilla rostrata (American eel)
Lineage: Eukaryota; Metazoa; Chordata; Actinopteri; Anguilliformes; Anguillidae
Product: steroidogenic factor 1-like
Exons: 6
Coding region: 158-1564 (468 amino acids)
Biological process (GO): regulation of transcription by RNA polymerase II; hormone-mediated signaling pathway; tissue development
Cellular component (GO): RNA polymerase II transcription regulator complex
Molecular function (GO): zinc ion binding; RNA polymerase II cis-regulatory region sequence-specific DNA binding; nuclear receptor activity
Source: RefSeq, a predicted model, not a curated record
AACGCAUAGUGACUACUGACAUGUCAAGCUGUUUGAAGUAAAAUGUCAUAGUUAUAGGCUCAAUAUUUUCUGGACUAAAUGAGCCAAAUCCAAAAACUACUAGUACUACUUACAUUAUUUUAUUUGCCUUUUCCAUUGAGGCAUUUCUUUGAAGGGAAUGGACUGCACGUAUGAUGUCGAUUUGGAAGAACUGUGUCCAGUUUGCGGCGAUAAGGUUUCCGGAUACCACUACGGUCUGCUGACCUGUGAAAGUUGUAAGGGUUUUUUCAAGAGAACGGUUCAAAACAAUAAGAGGUACAAUUGCGCAGAAAACCAAGAUUGCAAAAUUGACAAAACGCAAAGGAAAAGAUGUCCCUUUUGUCGCUUUCAGAAAUGCAUCACUGUCGGAAUGAGAUUAGAAGCGGUGCGGGCAGACCGCAUGCGGGGCGGCAGGAACAAGUUCGGCCCGAUGUACAAGCAGGACCGGGCCCUGAAGCAGCAGAAGAAGGCUCUGAUCCGGGCCACGGGCCUGAAGCUGGAAUCUGGGCCUCUGCUCCCGGCCCCUCCUCAAACGGACUGCACGUUCACCCCCAGCCCCCAUUGCCCCUCCCCCAUGCUGAAGGCCCCGGCCCAGCCCCUCCAAGACCCUCCGGGCUACACCCCCUUUGCCAUGUCAGCGCCCGGGCCUUUCCCGGGUCUGUACCAGUACGGUGCCGCCCCCUUACCCAAUCGGGCCAUUAAGUCGGAGAUCUCCGACCCCUCCUGCUCCCCGGACUCCCUGACGGGCUUCGGUUUCCAGGAUGUUGGCUGCCUGUCAGUAUCGCCGCAGCAACCUGGGACCGUUGCUGCCACGGCGCCAGCGCUGGUGCUGGAGCUCCUGCACUGCGAACUGGACGAGGCGCAGGUGCGGGCUCGGAUACUGGAGCACCUGCAGCAGGAGCAGGCCGGGCUGGGCCGGCUGGACCGCACCGGUGCCUUCGGCCUCGUGUGCCGCAUGAUGGACCAGAUGCUCUUCUCCGUGGUGGACUGGGCCCGCGGCUGCGUCUUCUUCAAGGAGCUCAAGGUGGGGGAUCAGAUGAAGCUGCUGCAUAACUGCUGGAGUGAGCUGCUUCUGCUGGGUCACAUCUACAGACAGAUACAGCACAGCAAAGAGGACAGUGUGCUGCUGGUCACCGGACAGGAGAUUGAAAUCUCUUCCACUGCUGACCAGGCGGGGGCGAUACUGAGCGGCCUGGUGCAGAGCUGCCAGGAGCUGGUGAGGAAACUGCAGGCUCUGCAGGUGGACCGUGGAGAGAUUGCCUGCUUCAAGUUCCUCAUCCUCUUCAACCCCGAUGUGAAGUUUCUGGAAGGCCAGCAGUUUGUGGAGAGCGUGCACGAGCAGGUGAGCGCGGCUCUACUGGAGCACACGCUCUGCAACUACCCGCAGUCCCUGGACAGGUUCGGCCGGCUGCUGCGUCGGCUGCCCGAGCUGCGCAGCCUGAGCGUGCAGGCGGAGGACUACCUGUGCUACAGGCACCUGAGCGGGGAGGUGCCCUGCAACAGCCUGCUCAUCGAGAUGCUGCACGCCAAGAGGGCCUGCUCCUGAGGCUCUGCCCCCUUCCACCUUAACCUCCCAUCCAGUAAGCAGACACCUCCCACAGAAUGAAAGCCUGUUCUUGAGGCUCCACCCCCUUCCACCCUAACCACCCAUCCAGUAAGCAGACACCUCCCACUGUAUGAAAGCCUACUAUUGAGGCUCCGCCUCCUUCCACCUUAACCACCCAUCCAGUAAGCAGACACUCUGGAGGCUCCGCCCUUUACUGCCUUAACCUCCAAUUCAGUGACUCCUCCCUCAGUAGGAGGGAGCCAUUUUGCAUCAGUUUGUGCAAAGAGUUUGAGUAUCUCAUAUUUCCCCUCUGUUGCUACUUUUUAAGCUAAUUUUCUUCCAUGCAUGUUAAAUUUCUCAAGUAGGCAAUGCUGCUCCAAUGUUCCCGGUUUAUGAAACGGAACUUUUUAAACUCUCAAAUGUUCUCGUGUGAGUGCCAUGUAAUUUGUGGAUGUACAGAAACAGCAUUUACAGCACAGGCGUGGAUCCGAGAGCCCGAGCACCCGCCCCUUUUGCCCAACGUGCCCCUAUGAUACGGCAAAAAAGUUUUCUAAAUAUUAUUAUUGUUGCUGUCAUUAAGUUUCAUUAAUUCAUUUAGGUAACGUGUAUUCUGUAAAAUAACUGUUUGACAUAAAACUGUUUUUCUAGGUUGGUAUGCCCUUUUCUUACUUUCAGCACCUGCCCCUGGUUGGCAAGGAGAAACCUCGGUAACACGGUACAGCGUACCUAAAAAUAAAUAAAUAAAUGAAU